Molecule: messenger RNA, 1896 nt
Organism: Jatropha curcas
Lineage: Eukaryota; Viridiplantae; Streptophyta; Magnoliopsida; Malpighiales; Euphorbiaceae
Product: beta-glucosidase 13
Biological process (GO): carbohydrate metabolic process
Molecular function (GO): beta-glucosidase activity
Source: RefSeq, a predicted model, not a curated record
UAAUAUUGGCAAUCAAAGGGUGAAACUGAAAGUAAUGCGAAGUGGGGUUUAGAGUUCAGAGACUGAUUGAUGGUGAAAACUAACUAAAAAUGAAGAUUACAGGCUCUCUAUUCAUAUUUCUCAUUUCUCUGGUUUCAUCAGUGGUCUGCAGUGAAGAUUCUACGGAGAGUUUGGCUUAUGGUCACCAUCACCGGAACAGUUUUCCGGCUGGAUUUAUAUUUGGGACUGCAUCAUCUGCUUACCAGAUUGAAGGUGCAGCAAAUGAAGAUGGUAGAGGACCAAGUAUAUGGGACACCUUCAGCCAAAAAUAUCCUGAGAAGAUAAAGGACCACAGUAAUGGAAACAUUGCCGUCGAUUCAUAUCAUAGGUACAAGGAAGAUGUGGCUAUAAUGAAGUCCCUGGGUUUUGAUGCUUACAGAUUUUCCAUUUCAUGGUCUAGACUAUUACCUCGUGGUCACCUUAAUGGAGGAGUAAAUCAAGCAGGCAUUAAUUACUACAAUAAUCUGAUCAACGAACUCCUAUUGAAUGGAAUCCAACCUUUUGUGACUUUAUACCACUGGGAUCUUCCACAAGCCCUUGAAGAUGAAUAUGGUGGUUUUUUAAGUGCCAAAAUCAUCAAAGAUUUUCAUGACUAUGCGGAGUUAUGCUUCAGCAAGUUUGGUGAUAGAGUAAAGCACUGGAUUACCUUGAAUGAGCCACUUGUCUCUGCAGAUGAUGGGCAUGCACGUGGCAUAAAAGCACCAGGCAGGUGUUCAAAGUGGUUAUCUCGAAACUGCACUGGUGGUGAUUCAAGUACUGAACCAUAUAUAGUAGGCCAUUACCAACUUCUUGCUCAUGCUGCUGCAGUUAAAGUUUACAGGGACAAAUAUCAGAUGUCUCAAAUGGGUCAAAUUGGAAUUACUUUAAACUGUGCCUGGAUUGUACCCAUGACUGAGUCAAGUCAAGACUCUAGUGCAGCAUCUCGAGGCAUCGCUUUCCAGUAUGAUUGGUUUAUGGAACCACUGAAGUCUGGCUCGUAUCCAGUUGAUAUGGUAACUCAUGUGGGAAAAAGAUUACCUCAAUUUUCUGCAGAGCAAUCCUUGAUGGUUAAAGGAUCUUUUGAUUUCAUUGGCCUAAAUUAUUAUACUUCAAAAUAUGCAACUGAUGUUCCUUGCAAAAGUGAAAACUUAAGCUUUUCCACGGACUCUUGUGUUAAGAUUACAACUGAGCGAAAUGGGAUUCCUAUUGGUCCAAAGACGGCAUCAGAUUGGCUUUAUGUUUAUCCUAGAGGAAUCCAAGAACUUUUGCUCUACACCAAGUACAAGUUUAACAAUCCAGCCAUUUAUAUAACUGAAAAUGGAGUUAGUGAGCUUGACACUGGUUCUUUAUUGCUUGAUGAUGACAUAAGAGUUGAUUACUAUAAUGCUCAUUUUUCAUUCAUAAAAAAGGCAAUCAUGAAUGGUGUCAAUGUGAAGGGAUUUUUUGCAUGGUCACUGGUAGACAAUUUUGAAUGGGAUGAUGGUUACAAAAUUCGUUUUGGAAUCAUCUACAUAGACUAUACAGACAGAUUGAAGAGGCACCCGAAAAAAUCAGCCUUGUGGUUCAAGGAAUUUCUUCAUUUCGGGAAUCAGACUCGACUAAAGAGACAAGAUCUUGCAGUUUAUUAAUUAGAUUGAAGAAAGAGGAAGUAUGUUUUUCUGGAACUGAAAAUUGUAUCAAACUAAGUAAAAAUAUAUCAACUUUCAGGACAAGUGUUCUUGCAAGUGAAGUAGCCUAAGCACAUGUCUAAACAGGCAAAGUCAGUGUUUUAAUAGGAUCUUUUAUCCAUUUUCCAUCGCAACCAUUCAUCGAAUGAAAUAGAAUGAAAUUACACAGAAAUUACUAGAUUAAUAUAUAAUUAAAGUGUAUUAUGUUGUU